Nymphalis io (European peacock) is the source of this 2416-nucleotide messenger RNA. It is a transcript of the gene Cht5, whose product is annotated as endochitinase. Gene Ontology annotation, biological process: chitin catabolic process; carbohydrate metabolic process. The record is from RefSeq and is a predicted model, not a curated record. Bases 121 to 1737 code for a protein of 538 amino acids. The transcript is spliced from 11 exons. Gene Ontology annotation, cellular component: extracellular region. Gene Ontology annotation, molecular function: chitinase activity; chitin binding. NCBI's taxonomy places the organism in Eukaryota, Metazoa, Arthropoda, Insecta, Lepidoptera, Nymphalidae.
AGGUUUUUUCACACCACACCCUUUACAAUGUCACCAGAAUGCGCACGCGCAUAAAACCGUGGGUGCAGCGCAGAUCCAGCGCAAUCGCACGCACGACGCCGCGCCGACACAGCCGUCAGAAUGCGAGUAAUACUAUUCACGUUGGCCGUCCUGGCUGCAUUAACUUCAGCAGAAUCGGACAGCAAAGCGCGUAUAGUAUGCUACUUCAGCAAUUGGGCGGUGUACCGGCCGGGUGUGGGGCGCUAUGGAAUCGAAGACAUUCCAGUAGAAAUGUGCACGCAUAUCAUAUACUCCUUCAUCGGUGUCACGGAGAAGACCAAUGAGGUUCUAGUUAUUGAUCCUGAGCUCGACAUCGAGAAGAACGGAUUCAGCAACUUUACAGCCCUUAAGAAAUCUCACCCUGACGUAAAGUUCAUGGUAGCGGUGGGCGGAUGGGCCGAGGGUGGCUCCAAAUACUCUCAUAUGGUUGCACAGAAGUCUUCGAGAAUGACCUUCGUAAAGAGUGUUGUGGACUUCCUCAAUAAAUACAACUUUGAUGGUCUUGACCUUGACUGGGAGUAUCCUGGUGCGGCGGAUCGCGGCGGUUCCUUCUCAGACAAGGACAGAUUCCUCUAUUUCGUCCAAGAGUUGAGGCGAGCCUUUAUCAGGGAAGGAAAGAACUGGGAGUUGACAGCAGCUGUACCACUUGCUAAUUUCCGGCUGAUGGAAGGUUACCAUGUUCCUGAUCUUUGCCAAGAAUUAGAUGCAAUUCACGUCAUGUCUUAUGAUCUCCGAGGAAACUGGGCCGGCUUUGCAGAUGUCCACUCUCCGCUUUACAAACGGCCCCAUGAUCAGUGGGCUUAUGAAAAACUAAAUGUGAAUGAUGGUCUAAACCUAUGGGAAGAAAAAGGCUGCCCUUCAAACAAACUCGUUGUUGGCGUUCCAUUCUACGGUCGUUCUUUCACACUAUCAGCUGGUAACAACAACUAUGGACUAGGAACAUACAUCAACAAGGAGGCUGGAGGCGGUAACCCUGCACCUUACACUAAUGCUACUGGUUUCUGGUCUUACUAUGAGAUUUGCAUGGAUGUUGACAAGCCAGAAUCAGGCUGGACUAAAAAAUGGGAUGAGUAUGGCAAAUGUCCUUAUGCUUACAAAGGCACACAGUGGGUUGGCUACGAGGAUCCUAAGAGUAUUGAUAUCAAGAUGAACUGGAUUAAAGAGAAGGGGUAUCUUGGAGCAAUGACCUGGGCUAUAGAUAUGGAUGACUUUAGAGGUCUCUGUGGGGAAACUAACCCAUUGAUGAAACUUUUGCAUAAGCAUAUGCGCUCAUAUACUGUUCCUCCCCCACGCACUGGCAACACUACCCCAACACCUGAAUGGGCGAGACCUCCAUCCACACCUUCCGACGCAUCAGAAGGUGCACCCAUACCUACCACCACAACUGUCGCACCAGCUGCCCAACCGACCACAACAACAACCAAGAAACCUACUACACAAACAUCCACUCAGGCUCCAGUAUCGACUGAAGACACGCCUGACCUAGAGCAGCCACCUGCGGAAAACGAAGUGGACUUGCCCGAAGUAUGCAGCUCUGAAAACGAUUACGUCCCAGACAAAAAGAGUUGCGAUAAGUAUUGGCGAUGCGUGAACGGCGAGGGCGUUCAAUUCACGUGCCAGCCCGGCACCGUUUUCAACACGAAGCUGAAUGUAUGUGAUUGGCCCGAUAAUGCCAACCGGGCGGAAUGUCGCGCUUAGACACAUCACAUUUGCGUUUUUUACUUUAAAGUACAUAUUUAGACAUCUCAAAACACAUUUAAAUUAAACGAAAAACGUUGACAAUUUAACGAAAAAACUCAAAAAUAACAACACAAAUAUAUUGGAUUGUUAACCCGUUUUACAUUUUUUGUAACACUAAUGAUGAACAUUAUUUAUAUGCCAUAUCAUUAACUUUUACUUCUAUUGUCUUUUUAUGUACUUAUAAAGUACAAAAAUUGCAUAAAUAUAUGUUGGUUUGUGUGUAUUUUUUUAGUUUGCGUCUAUAUUAUAUUGUAAAUAAUUUAAGAUGAAAAUCUAAAACAGUUUCAUUCAUAAAUUUAAUUAUAAAAAAUAUAUUUGAAUAUUGUGAUUGAACUUGUUUUACAUAUUGUCAUUAUCAUUAAAUUAAUUAAGUGAAUACUCGAAAUUUUUCUAUGGAAAGACAAAAAAAAACUACCGAAAGAUGAACAAUAUAUAAAAGUGCUCAAAAUUUAGAUGUAAGCUAUUAUAGUUUUUGUGAUAACAUGAUACUUCUGACAAAUAUAUAUUAAGAAAAUAUUGUUCGAAACCUUUGUUAACGGUUAGAACCAAUUUAAUUGCAUUUAAAAAUAUAGUACUUUGUCAGAAAUAAACUGUUUCUAUCGCAUUAUUUAUUGUAACGUUUGAAGCUAAUAAAACA